CGUGCACUAACGCGGCGGUGUCACGUGAGAUAGGGCAGCCAAUAGCGUAGCGUUUCGUGUAGGAUUCGCUCUACAUUUGCGGCCGCCGUGUUCGGCUGCCCAGAUCAGGUGGAGAAGAGCGCGCGGAGGCACUUCGGAAAUGGCUACCACACAGUCUGUCUUCACAUUUGCUCUCUGCAUUUUAAUGAUAACCGAAUUAAUAUUGGCUAGAGAAAAUUACUAUGACAUUUUAGGAGUUCCAAAAAAUGCAUCUGACCGCCAGAUCAAGAGGGCAUUUCACAAACUGGCCAUGAAGUACCACCCAGACAAAAAUAAGAGUCCUACUGCAGAAGCAAAAUUUAGAGAAAUUGCAGAAGCAUAUGAAACAUUAUCGGAUGAGAAUAAACGAAAAGAAUAUGACCAAUUUGGCCAUGGUGGAGGACAAGGAAAUAAUGGAAGCCCGUUCCAACAGUCAUUUAAUUUCAACUUUGAUGACUUGUUCAAAGAUUUUGACUUGUUUGGUCAAAACCAAAACUCGCGGUCAAAGAAGCAUUUUGAAAAUCAUUUCCGGGGUCAUCGGGAGGCUCACAGUAGGCAAAGACGUUCUUUCCAAGAUUUCUCCUUUGGAGGUGGACUGUUUGAUGAUGUGUUUGAAGAUAUGGAAAAAAUGUUUUCUUUCAGUGGCUUUGACAAUACACACCAGCACACAGUACAAACUGAUAGCAGAUUCCAUGGAUCUAGCAAGCAUUGUAGGACUGUCACUCAGCGCCGAGGAAACAUGGUUACUACAUACACAGACUGUUCUGGACAAUAAUACUUUUUCUUCCAUUAUUUCUCUCCCGUUUUCUCACUUCGAUUUUCUUGUUUAGUGCUAAUAGGGAACAAAAACUCUUCUCUGAACUGUCUGAUAAACUAUUAAAGUAUUUAACGUAAUUGCAGUAAAGAAAUUCUAAUCUAAUUCUUGCAGCUAAAACAACAUGCAGCAAAGUGGGAGAUGAGUGCCUCAUCUGUCUAGAAAAGGGUGUGUAUGGGGAAACAAAUCCCAUAUAAAACAAGAUAAAUGUUUACCAAAUUGAAAUAUAUUUCAAUCUUUUAACAUAGGAGGAGGGUGUGGUUUUUGUUCAAUAUUCUUACCUUAAUAUGACUUUUAUUUACACCCCUGGUAGGAUGUUUGACUUACUGAUGCAUAUAUAGCCACAUGAAUUAAACUACUUAUUGUGAAGUGUUCUACUUACAACUUUUUUUUUUAAAUAUCCUUAUAGACUAGACUUGCAGUAUUCAGCUGCUGUAGACUACGUUGUGGGAACUAUGCAUAAUUCACACAAUACAGCAGUGGAAAUUUAGCUCAUCUGCAUUUUAACUUGCAUGAUCAGUUCUAGAAAUGUGAAUGUAGAACAUCUUUAAAACAGUGUAAGGAACCAUUGCCAGGAGUUUAGAAGCUUGUUCGCAUUUCCAAAUGGCCUUUUAUUGACCACAAGCCUGUAAAGACUUUAGCAUGAACAUAACUGCAUAUGUGAGUUGUCUGACUCCAGCGGGACUAGUUAUGUGUGUAAAGUUGUGUACGUGUUUAAGUCUUUGUAGGUUCCAGGACACUAUCUAAAAACUAAAUAUGAGAACCUGUAUUAUUGCAGUACAUACUUACUAUUUAGUUAUGUCCCCCUGGAAAAUGGGGUAGUGAAAGUUUAUUUUAUCCUCAAAAUUAUUACUUUUUAAAUUCUCCUCAUGAUGUUAUAGUGAACUUAAACUAAGUAAAAUUAGAUCCCUAUGCUUGAUGUGACUUGUAGGUUAAACAAGUACAUUUUUGUAGUAAAGCCGCAAACUCCAUCUCAGACUUCUUCAUAUAAAAGAAUUUAUUGGCCCAGCUUCACAACUUGAAAGGUAAACUCUCUUCUCCAAGUGAAUAAACAGCAAAAUUGAAAGUUAAACUUCUUGUGGUAUUUGUUUUGGUUACAUUUGGCAAUUGAGUCUGCUGUAGUGGUGGCAUCAUACUAAAGUUGUCAUUUGCUAUACAGCCAGCAAUGAAGUCCAUAAGCCAAUAUGAACUGGAAGAAAAACCCUCCAUAUCCAAAUGUCACCCUAAUAGAUCUCUACAUCAGUCCUUGAAGAUUUUCUUUGAAUAUUAAUAUGACUGGCUGGACUUCCAUGUAGUCACUGUAUCAAACUGCAUCUCUUCAGUAAAAUGGCUGCCACCCACAGUUAAACUCAUUUUUAGAAUUACAUUUCACUUACUUUAUGUGAAAACUUACCUUUCGCGUUGAUUGAGUGAGCAAAUCGAGUGCAGGCUUCUGUAAGUUGCCAUGUCCUAAAUAAGCUUCAUUUUUUUAAAAAGCCCUAGACUAAUUUAUUAUAAGGAAGAAACUUUGCCCUUCAGCUCUCAUUUAAUAAUCCUCCAUUACAUCCUCACUCAUCAUGCUAAACUUCCCAUGACUGUCAAUAUUGUCUUGUUAAAUUUCACUCACCUAGAAGCCUAGAAAGGAUUUUUGUGUUAAGUGCUUUCUUUCUUUUUGUCUACUUUAUUUAUAAAUUGACUAAUACCUCAUAUUCUGUCUUCAUAAAAAGCCAGUAAUUUGUGAAACCUUUAUCAAAAUGUGCAAUAUUCUUAUGGUAGAGAGAAAUGUGCUUUUGUUUUUUGUGCAAGUAGAUUUUAAUUCUUGUGUACUUUAAUGUAAAUUUCUGCACUUUUUCCAUAACAUACUCUAUAUGGAUUUAAGCAAAAAUAGCACCUGUCCAUACAACAGGGGUAUGUAAGUAAACAAAUAUUUACAACUUGAAUGCACUCUUGUAAACUAUUUUGUCCAAUGGCAUCAAGAUUACAAACAUCUUAGUACUGUUUGGGAAAAGCCUCCUUUUUCCCUUGGAGAAAAAUUGUACACACUAAAUGUUGGCAUAAAAAGUG
Messenger RNA from Dermochelys coriacea (leatherback sea turtle), 2875 nucleotides. RefSeq names its product DnaJ heat shock protein family (Hsp40) member B9 (gene DNAJB9). Gene Ontology annotation, molecular function: misfolded protein binding; protein-folding chaperone binding. The record is from RefSeq and is a predicted model, not a curated record. The coding region runs from base 140 to 793 and encodes 217 amino acids. The transcript is spliced from 3 exons. Gene Ontology annotation, cellular component: endoplasmic reticulum. NCBI's taxonomy places the organism in Eukaryota, Metazoa, Chordata, Testudines, Dermochelyidae.